Molecule: messenger RNA, 733 nt
Organism: Tyto alba (common barn owl)
Lineage: Eukaryota; Metazoa; Chordata; Aves; Strigiformes; Tytonidae
Gene: TMEM203
Product: transmembrane protein 203
Exons: 1
Coding region: 8-418 (136 amino acids)
Biological process (GO): intracellular calcium ion homeostasis
Cellular component (GO): endoplasmic reticulum
Source: RefSeq, a predicted model, not a curated record
CGGGACGAUGCUGUUCUCCCUGCGGGAGCUGGUGCAGUGGUUGGGCUUCGCCACCUUCGAGAUCUUCCUGCACGGCCUGGCGCUGCUGGCCUUCUCCGUGCUCCUCGUCCUGAAGGUGGACGGCGAGGCCUCGGCGCUCUCCUGGUGGGUCGUCUUCGUCCCCUUCUUCGCCGCCGACGGCCUCAGCACCUACUUCACCACCAUCGUCUCGGUGCGGCUCUUCCAGGACGGGGAGAAGCGCCUGGCCGUGCUGCGGCUCUUCUGGAUCCUCACCAUCCUCAGCCUCAAGUUUGUCUUCGAGAUGCUGCUGUGCCAGAAGCUGGUGGAGCACACCCGGGAGCUCUGGUACGGGCUCAUCAUGUCGCCCGUCUUCAUCCUCCUCCAGCUGCUCAUGAUCCGAGCCUGCCGGGUGAACUGAUCGCUGCCGGGGCCGCGCCUGGCUCCCCGGGCAGCCCUGGACUCGCGGUGACGGCCACCGGGCUCUUCCCACUUUUCUUUCUGUACGGAGUGGUGGGUGGCAGGUCACACAGGAUUGGCACUCUCGGAGUAGGGGUCUGUAAUUAAGCGCGCUGCUGGGUUGUAUAGCAUCAUGUUUCUUCGAAAGAGCCUUUUGUGCUGCAUCUUCAUUUCAGUUCACUCAGCUCUUGCUGUUAGUCUUAAAGUAUCCUGCCGUGCAAGCACUGUUUGAUAUGCCAGUUAUUUUAUUUUAAAAUAAAAACGCAUGGGAGGAUUA